UCUCUCUUAAACUCUGUCACGCUCUCUCUCUCUCCUCACCGAGCCAAAAAAAAAUUCCGUCUUUCGAUUACACAAAAUUCAGCAUUUUUUCCUUAUCCAAAAUCAAAAACCAAUUACGCAUUUUGUUCUGUUCUGGGUUCUUAUAAUUUGUAGAGAGAGAAAGGUAUAGAGAGAGAAAAGUUAGGAUUUUGAGAACAGAUCUCUUUCUCUCUGUUCUUUCGUGUUUCUGGGAAAAUCUUCUCCUCCUUCAAUUAGAAAAAAAAAAAAUCAAUUCUUCCACAAUUGUAAGCGAUCCGCGAUAGUGGGUCAAACUCGUAGAGAAGUUUAGUGUUCAUUCAAAGACCGAGAAAGUUUCAGGAAGUUUGGGGAGAGAUUAGGGUUUUCUUGAAUUCGGAAAAAAGGGGCUUCCUUUAUAGUUUCUGGAAUUGAGAGAAAAUCUGUGAUGAAGUGAUUAGUUUUGUUUCCGCAAAACCAGAAACAAUGAUAAUCAAACGGAAACUGAAAACUCGAAUGCCGAGUUUGAAACGAUGCAACUCGACUAAUGAGGAAGCAGCUCGGAAGAAGAGAAGGCUGAGCUUCAAUGGUGGUAGUGGAGGAGGUAGUUACUAUUACCCUCUCAAUCUUCUCGGAGAGAUCGCUGCAGGGAUAGUUCCCGGAAAACUCGACGGAAAGAAUGGAUUCUCUGCUUCGUGGUGCAAAGAAGCCUCGUCUUCUCCAGUCGAGGUGGAGUUGGAGUCAAAGUCAAAGAGAGUAGUCUCUGAUCCUGGCCGUGUAAUGGAUCGGACGGCUGAUGUUUCUCGGCCACCUCUCGUGAGGACGUCUAGGGGACGAGUUCAGGUGCUUCCUUCUCGGUUUAAUGACUCGGUUAUCGAGAAUUGGAGGAAAGAUAGUAAAAGCAGCGGCGAAGAACGCGAGGAAGAGGUUGAAGAAUGCAGGAAGGAGAAAGUCAAAGCUAGUAGUAAUCACGGUUUGAAAAUUAGGCAGCAGGAAGCUAGAUUCACUCCUAGGAACCAUAAGUAUGGUAAUGCAUUGUGUGAAGAGAGCGAUGAUGAUGAUGAUGAUGAUGAUGAGUGUGAGGAGAUUGUGAGAUAUAGUAACAGCUUUGACACGAGGAAGCAUAUGAGUAGCACUGUCUCUCUUCAGGAGCAACGUUUUAUGGAAGAGGAGGCACGUCCUAAGAAAGAAGGUGUUUAUGGGCCCGAGGAUUUUUAUUCUGGUGAUUUGGUUUGGGGUAAAUCUGGGAGAAACGAGCCGUUUUGGCCUGCUAUUGUCAUCGAUCCAAUGACUCAAGCGCCUGAGCUUGUUUUGCGUUCUUGUAUACCUGAUGCGGCGUGUGUCAUGUUCUUUGGUCACUCUGGGACAGAGAAUGAACGGGACUAUGCAUGGGUUAGAAGGGGCAUGAUCUUCCCUUUUGUGGAUUAUGUAGACAGGUUUCAAGAACAGUCCGAACUGCGUGGAUGCAACCCUGGUGAUUUUCAGAUGGCGCUUGAAGAAGCUCUUUUGGCAGACCAAGGAUUCACGGAGAAGCUCAUGCAGGAUAUUAACAUGGCCGCUGGUAACCAGACUUUUGAUGAUUCAGUCUACAGAUGGAUUCAAGAAGCUGCAGGCUCGAGCCAAUAUCUUGAUCACGUUGCUCCUAGCCAGGACAUGUCGAAGAAAUACAGAAAUCCAAGAGCCUGUGUAGGAUGUGGAAUGAUCCUUUCUUUUAAAAUGGCAAAGAAAAUGAAAGCUCUGAUUCCCGGAGAUCAGUUAUUGUGUAAACCUUGUUCAAGGUUGACAAAACCAAAACAGGUUUGUGGUAUAUGCAAGAAGAUAGGGAAUCAUUCAGAUAGUCAGCGCUGGGUGCGUUGUGAUGGUUGUAAAAUCUGGAUUCAUGCAGUGUGUGAUCAAAUAUCACAUAAGCAUUUUAAGGAUUUGGGGGAAACAGAUUACUAUUGCCCCACGUGCAGAACAAAAUUCAACUUUGAGCUAUCAGAUUCAGAAAAACAAGACUCAAAAUCCAAGCUUAGCAAAAACAAUGCCCCAAUGGUGCUUCCUGACAAGGUUAUUGUUGUAUGCUCCGGAGUAGAAGGCAUCUAUUUUCCAAGCCUUCAUUUAGUCGUAUGUAAGUGUGGAUCUUGUGGACCUGAAAGGAAAGCACUUAGUGAAUGGGAAAGGCAUACUGGUUCAAAAGCGAAAAAUUGGAGGACUAGUGUUAAAGUUAAAAGCUCCAAGCUGCCUCUAGAAGAAUGGAUGAUGAAAUUAGCAGAGUUUCACGCAAAUGCUAGUGCAGCAAAACCUCCUAAACGACCUUCUAUAAAGCAGAGAAAGCAGAGGCUGCUUUCCUUUCUUAGAGAGAAGUAUGAGCCGGUCAACGUGAAGUGGACAACCGAGCGAUGUGCUGUUUGCAGAUGGGUUGAAGAUUGGGACUACAACAAGAUCAUUAUCUGCAACAGAUGUCAAAUAGCAGUUCAUCAGGAAUGCUAUGGGACGAGAAACGUCCAUGACUUCACAUCAUGGGUCUGCAAGGCCUGCGAGACACCUGAGAUCAAACGAGAGUGUUGCCUCUGUCCUGUAAAAGGUGGUGCAUUGAAGCCAACUGAUGUGGAGACACUGUGGGUUCACGUGACAUGUGCUUGGUUUCAGCCUGAAGUAUGUUUUGCAAGUGAAGAAAAAAUGGAACCAGCUUUGGGGAUUUUGAGUAUUCCAUCAAGUAAUUUUGUGAAGAUAUGUGUGAUAUGCAAGCAAAUACAUGGCUCAUGCACUCAGUGUUGCAAGUGCUCUACUUAUUAUCAUGCCAUGUGUGCUUCCCGAGCCGGGUAUAGAAUGGAGCUGCACUGCUUGGAGAAAAAUGGUCGACAGAUAACAAAGAUGGUGUCGUAUUGUGCUUAUCACAGGGCUCCGAAUCCAGAUACUGUGCUAAUCAUACAAACCCCUUCAGGGGUCUUCUCUGCCAAAAGUCUUGUUCAAAACAAGAAGAGAACCGGUUCGAGGCUUAUUUUAGCAAACAGAGAAGAAGUUGAAGAGUCUCCUGCAGAGGAUACAGGACCAGUUGACCCAUUUUCUUCUGCUCGUUGUCGAGUAUUUAAAAGAAAAGUUAAUAGCAAGAAGAGGACUGAAGAAGAAGGUAUUCCUCACCACACUGGAGGACCACGUCUUCAUCCGUCAGCAGCGAUCCAAACUCUGAACACAUUCAGGCAUGUGGCAGAAGAACCCAAAUCAUUCUCCUCAUUCAGGGAACGGCUUCACCAUUUGCAGAGGACAGAAAUGGAUCGGGUCUGCUUUGGUCGAUCUGGAAUACAUGGCUGGGGUCUUUUCGCGAGAAGGAUUAUUCAAGAAGGAGAAAUGGUUCUUGAAUACCGCGGGGAACAAGUGAGAGGAAUCAUUGCAGACUUAAGGGAAGCAAGAUACCGUAGGGAAGGAAAAGAUUGCUAUCUGUUUAAGAUCAGUGAGGAAGUAGUGGUGGAUGCUACAGAAAAAGGGAACAUCGCUCGACUAAUAAACCAUUCGUGUAUGCCUAAUUGCUAUGCAAGGAUUAUGAGCGUAGGAGAUGACGAAAGCAGGAUUGUUUUGAUUGCCAAGACCACCGUACCUGCUGGCGAGGAGUUGACAUAUGAUUACUUGUUUGAUCCAGAUGAGCCAGAUGAGUUCAAGGUGCCGUGUCUAUGCAAAUCUCUCAACUGCAGGAAAUUCAUGAAUUAGAGAAACUUUGUUGUAGCUGCUCUUACACAUAAGAAGUAGAAGAAGAAGCCAAGAACCUGACUACUAACCCAAGAACCUGUUGCUCUCCACGCUUGAAUAGGAGAAUCCCAGGGAGCUUAAAGCUGAUGACAUUGAUCCGUUACAUAGAAACCUCUUUUUCGAUAUCCAAAUAAGGCACUUCUUCAGUUAUUUAUGUAAGCUCCAAGUUAUUUGUUUUGUAGGUAGACUAGAAGAGUUUUGUAGCUAAGUCAUUUCUCAUUUGCCAUUUCUGUAUAGCUAAACUCUUCAAUCCUUUUGUUCCUUUUGGAGUUUUGGGGCUUCAGUUACUCAAAAAUAUCAAAAGCAAAAAAAAAAGAGACUGGGUAGCA
Eutrema salsugineum is the source of this 4049-nucleotide messenger RNA. RefSeq names its product histone-lysine N-methyltransferase ATX5. Lineage: Eukaryota; Viridiplantae; Streptophyta; Magnoliopsida; Brassicales; Brassicaceae. The coding region runs from base 481 to 3681 and encodes 1066 amino acids. Gene Ontology annotation, biological process: regulation of transcription by RNA polymerase II. The transcript is spliced from 23 exons. The record is from RefSeq and is a predicted model, not a curated record. Gene Ontology annotation, molecular function: protein binding.